AAGUAUAAUCUGAAUGGCGAACAAAACGCAAGUUGAAGCAAGUAUUCGUUGUUCACGGGGGGGAUUUCCAGGGUGUAUUUAAUAUUUUUGGAGACAAGGAAGUAUAAAAAUGAAACGAAGCAGCGAAAAAAAGUUCACCAACCUUCCUGUCCCAAAACAACUGAAAGCAAGUCUGUCUUCACCAACAUCUAAGAAUAAUAUGUUAGAAUCUGCUAGAACUAAAAGUCCUAGUGUAACUGUUGAAGGGACUAGCGCAAUGUCUUCAAGUAAAGAAUCAAGAAAAUCGUUAUCACCAUCCAGAGUUCCAGUUCCAAUGUAUGGAGUAAGAUAUAUCACAGACGAUAUGAUUAAAAAGCAGGCAAAGGAAGAGAAUAUGAAGCUGAUAACCCACCUAAACCUAAAUUUGUCCAAAGAUAUAGGCAUGAAAAAGAUUAAGUAUAUUGAAGGUUUGGAUCAAUUACAUCAACUACAGACAUUAAAUUUAAGCAACAAUAUGAUCGAAAAGAUGGAGAAAAUGGACAAACUACUAAAACUGAGAGUAUUAAACCUGUCUUCUAAUUGUAUCUACAAAAUAGAGGGACUGGAAAAUCUUAUCCUGCUACAGACACUUGAUUUAACUAACAACAAAAUCGAACAAAUUCCAUCCUGGCUGCCUAAAAAAUUAAAAGCUCUUCGUGUGUUUAGAAUUGCUGAAAACAGACUAGAUUCGCUGUCAGAAAUAUCGAAGUUAAAGUCUUUAUCUGACUUGCAUCAAUUAGAUUAUGGUAAAAAUCCUCUAGUAGAACUACCACAUCAUCGUUUAUUUAUUAUAUUUCAACUAUGUACUGUCGAAUUAUUAGACGGGCACCAAGUAUCAAGAGAAGAAAGAAAAACAGCACAAGAGAGAUUUGCUCAAGAAGAAAUGGGAAAACUGGAACAAAAGCUAGAAGUAGAAGAAAAGAAGAACAAAAAUUUGGAAGAAACUCACCGUAAAUCAGCAAGUGAAAUAUCAGUGAGGAAUGCAACUGCUGUGCAAUACAAAAUGAAAGAUAAAGAAUCACGAGAAAAAAUUAAAGAUUUAGAACAAGAAUUAAAAGUGAAGGAAGAUCUGCUAAAGAAGAAAACAACAGAUCUUACGAAGGCUAGUGAAAAACAUUAUCAAUUAGAACAAGAGUUGGCCUUUUUCAAAAUUGAUUCCAAAUUUGACAGCUUAGGAAAGAGACCAUUGGUUAAUGCGAAUGAGAGUGGAGAUGAUGGUGGGUUGAUAGGUGAAAGUCCAUACAUUGGGAAGGCUAGGUACAGCUCUAAUCAGUAUGCACAGGAGUCUUUCAUUUCUUCACCACAUGUCAAUCAAAUAACUCGUCAGACAUUCAAUAUUUCAACACCAGAUGAUAAUUUUGGUUUUAAUAAACUGCCCUCUGUCGAUAAUAAAUUAGUUGAGAAACAGAAAGAACUGGAACAGGCUGACAAGAAGCUAAAAGCUUUAAUGGAUGAUUUGGAAUGGACAGAGAAAAAGCUGCUAAGAGCUACAGCUGAAAUGAAAAAAAUGACAAAAAGUGAGACUCCAGAUCACUUCAAAGGAGAUGAAAAAUUUAAGAUUCGUCAAAGAUUAGCACGUAAAAUGUCUAAUGUGACAAAAUUACGAGAUAUGGCAACGCAAGUUGAAUCAGAAAUCGACAGGAAACAGCAAAAAAUUCAGGAAGAUAAAAAACAGCUAGGGAAGAUAAUGGAAGAACUUGGGAAACAGCCUAAAGAAAAUAAUCAGAAUUAUGAAAGAAAGCAGGCACUAAAGGUUGACAAAGAACAGCAAAUAAAUGAAUCUAAUGAAGUCUACAAGAAUCUGAAAGUUGAGUUAGAAGAUAUGAUGGAUAAUAUAGAUAGAGAAACAGAAGAAAUAAAAAAAUUAGAACAACAACUUAGAGAAGAUCAGAUUGAGAAUAAUGAAGAAAUGAGACAGGAAUUAGAUGAUGUUGUUAAUGGUUUACAGGAUUAUAUACAGAACAUACAGGAUCAAACUGAACUACAGAAAAAACAGUGUGAUGAUGUCACAAGAGAAAAAAAUAAUUUACAAGACAAAGUGAAACGAUUGGAACAGGAAUUAAGAAUGUUAAACAUACCAGACACUUCGCAAAAACACAUGAAUGAAGGAAGGUUAAAUGAAAGUUUAGAAGUUAGAAGGCUAAAUGAUGAAAUAAAACGACUUCAAAAUACUUUAAAGGAAGAAAAGAGGAAGUGCCUAGAGGCUGACCAGUUAGUAAUGGCAUUACAAAAUCAAACAAACAGAAAAGAAAAAGUAUUAUCCAAUAAAAUAGGAACUCAGACCAGUCCACAGAAUGAAAGAAGAUUAGAUAAUAGUUGGGAAGUUAAAAGACUAAAUGAUGAAGUUAGGCGACUUCAAGAUAGUUUAAAAGAAGAAGAAAGAAAAAACAUAGAGGCUGAUCGGUUGGUAAUGGCUUUAAAAAAUCAAACAAAGAAGAAAGAAAAUGUAUUGUUAAAAAAGACAGGAACUCAAACUGAUGAACGGAAUGAAAGAAGAUUAGAUGACAGUAGAGAAAUAAAGAGAUUAAACGAUAAAGUUAAACAACUUCAAAAUAAUUUGAAAGAAGCGGAGCAGAAACAUAAAGAGAAUGAAAGAAGGUUAAAUGACAGUUCAGAAGUAAAAAGAUUAAAUAAUGAAAUCAGACAACUUCAAAAUGAUUUAAAUAAAGAAGAAAGGAAACAAAGACAAAAUAUAUCUGCAUCAGGAAAAAUACGUGCAUCUUGCUCUGAGAGUAGUGAGAAAAGUUCUUUAUAUUCUGAUGAGAAAGAAUUAUAUGAAGAACUACAGAGAGAAUUGAUGGAGCUAAAGAGAUUUAUGAGAAAUAAGAUGCAAGAAGAUGAAAGACAUUUAGCUGAUAUGGAAACUGAGGCUGCGAAAUGGAGGUCCGAGGUACAUGAUAAAGAAGAAGAAUUUAAAGCAGAAAUAGAGAGACAAAGACAAGAAGCUGACUUACUAUGGGAAAAACAAGAAGCAAGAAUUCAAGUUAUAGGAGAUGAUUUAAAGAAUGCUGAAAGAGAGGCUGAUCUAUUACAGAAGAUCCUGGACGCCAAAGAUCAACAUCUACAAAAUGAAACACAAGAAGUGGAUCUCUUUAAUAAAGUUUCCACUAAACAAGAAGAAGAAUUGGCUCGUCUUUAUGAUAUAUUAGAAAGUCAAAGAAAUGAGAUUGAAAAAUUAAAUGCAUUGUUAGAUAAUUUAGCCCACAAUGGUCCAGAUAAAGUUGGACCUGGUUUUGAUGAAAAAUUAUGGCAAGUCAGGCAACAGGUUAACGAUUUAAAGGAAACUCUGGCAAUGCAGUCAGCAUACAUACAGAACAUGGAAAAAACUGAAAAUGUAGAAUCUGGCAUCCAGACAGAUUAUAUCCCGCAAAAUUCAGGAGUAUCAUUACCCAUGUACAGUAAACAGACAUCGAGACCACAGGAGGAGAAUCUGAUAAUCAAUAAUAUACCAGGCGCAACAUCAUCUCCGAAACACAUUCCAUAUAUCUCUAUGUCACAACCAUUCUCUGAUAAUCAAACUUAUUUACAAUCUAAUUCCCUUAUACAACCUAAACAAAUUAUGUCUUCUUCCAAACCUUUCUCUCAACCACCAGUUUCACCUACAAGACAUCGCUCACAUCAAAAGGAUAUGUAUUCACCUUUACACGAGCCACAAUCAAAUUCACCUUUAAAUGAGCCACAAUCAAAUCUUUCUCAUGCUCAGCCAUUGUUACAUCAACCAGUCUCAUCUACUAGACAUCAUCCACAUCAAAAUAAUGUACUUCAAUCUGUAUAUGAGCCCCAAUCAAACUUAGAUGAGCCUGACCAUACUAGUAAGAGAUCGCCACUGAGACCUAGUCAAGAAACAUUGUUACCCUCACAAGAAAUAAAAAGGUCUCCAAACCGAGAAUUAUUCAUAAACCCUAUUCAACAACAGGCAAUUAAUAAUGGGUUUAUUAAACAAAAUAAAGGUAGAUCUAUCAGAAAAUUGAAUUUUCCACCAGAAAAAUCUGCUUCAACACCAAUAUUUAAGAGUGUUAAUGAAUAUCCAGUGACACAAAGAGAAGAAGAAACCAGAGAAGCAGCAAUAAAACUAAUGAAUAUUAAAGAUCAUGAGAACAGGCCACUUCAGUACAUCAGCCAACCAAAUCUUUCUACACAGUCUGCUUUUGAACGUGUUCAUAGACCAGCACCAUAUAAUCCUAUACAGAAUGUACUAUCUCCUGGGGUAGAAACAAGUCAUAUGAUACCACCUCCUUCACCACACACCCCAUACUAUCUUUCUCAUCCAUCUGCUAAAUCCGUUUCUGGAAAUCAAGAAAAUAUUGCUACUAAUGAUGACUAUAGGCAAUAUGUUACACCUGCUGUAGCUGGCUACCCUAUUAAUCAGCCACUACAGUCACCACACCAUUAUGGAUACCAGGUUCCUCGACCUCAAAACUAUGUUUUACAACAAAGAUCUCGACAAACAAAUGCUUUUCACCCUAUACCAAAGGAUCAAGCAAUAAAUGAAAAUUAUAAUCCUGAAAUGCCCUAUCCACACUAUGUAUCGGAUAAAGUAUAUUAUAGUCCUCAAGGUAAUAAUACUGUGUAUGUCAGGCAUAAAAAUAGUGGUAGAAGAAUAAAGAAAGAUCAUUAUAUGGAAGAAUUAAGACCAAUAGCUAGUGGUACACCUAUAAAAUAUGGUCGACCCCAUAUUGUAUAUGAAGAAAGUUGGACAAAUCCACCUAGUCCUAUUCGUAAAGUAAUAGAUACUCGACCCCAUGAAGAAGUUAUUACUACAAGUUAUGAUGAUGAGGAUCAUCUCUUCUGUAAUGUAUCAGAACAUCAUGAACUAGAAGACAUUCAGCAUGACCUUGAAGACAGAAUAAAAUCCCUUAAAAAGAGGAUAAAAAGUCUAAAAAAUGAGGGUGUGAAAGAAAGGCAGUAUUUUGAGGAAGAUUAUCAUCUUAUCCUUAGAUUACGGAGAGCAUUAGAGAAAAGUAGAGAUGAACUCAUAGAUCUAGACAAGGCUAUUGGAAAGAAAAGGCAAAACUUGAGAGAGAUAUGUAGAGAAGAAAGUCAAUUGAAAGAAGAUAGUGUAUCUGCUAAAAUAGAGCUGCAAUCUCUGAAAAAGAAUAAUGAUAGAAUCCUCGCUAAGGAGGAGGAAAAAGCUACAAUGGAUAGACUUCUUGCCAAGAAGUCUCAAGUUUACCUACAAGAGGAGAUUAAGUGUUUGGAAAAAACCUUGAUUAAACGUAAAAGUCAGCUACAUGAAACGCAACAGUUGCUGAAAGAAUAUCAAACUGAUUUAUUACAAGCUAAGGAAAAGCUUGCUGAAACCGAUGAAACACGCAAUAAAGUAGAAGAUAAUCUGAAAGAUACAAUAAAAGAAACUGAUGAAAUAGAAAUAAGAGCUAAUCAAGCUGGUGCAGAACUAGUAAAAAUAUUAGAACAACUCGCAGACACAAAGUUACAACUGCAAGAUUGUAAACUACAAAGACAACAUGAAGAACACACUCUUAAAGAUAUUAAAAAGAUAAUGAGUAUUAAAGAUGGGGAAUAUAAAGAUCUUCAAACUAAAAUUGAACAUUCUACACAGGAAUUCCAUAAACUACAGACUGAUCUGAUAACUGCUACAGAACAGGAAAAAAUUGUUGUAGAUACAUUAAAAGACAGUGAUGAUUUACUAACUAAACGAAGAAUUGAAUUAUCCUGUAUGAAUGACCAGUUAGAAAGUCACAGGUGUGAUGUUGAAAGUUUGAAUCAUGAGUUAUGUAAAGUCAGCACAGAAUUGAAAUAUAUAGAAGAUGAAAAAGAUCGUAAACAAUCAGAAUUUACCAAAGUGUUAAAAGAAGCUGACAUACAGUUAGCCAAUAAACAUAUAGAAAUCAGGGAAAAGUCUGAACUAGAACAGCUAAGUUUUGAAAUAAGACAUAAAAGUUCAGAAGUGGAAAGAUUGCAUCAAAUAUUAAGUCAGAAAAGAGAGGAUGUAGAACGUUUGGCAAAAGAAAGAAAUUUGAUACAAGAGAGAAUUAGUGCUUUAAAACAAGAAAAAGAUAUGAUGUCUGAUAGCUGUAAAACUUUCGAUGAGAAAAUGAAACAAUUAAAAAGAAACCAUAGUGAUAUGGAAGAUAAAAUCGAAGACAAAUCAAAUAGAUUAGAUAGCCUGGAUAGAGAAAUACAGCAGAAAGAAAAGGAGAUGGGAGAGUAUAUUAAACAAAAAAAUAGUUUGAUCAAAGAAACACAAAGUCUUCAACACCAUCUUAAAGAAUCAAAAGAAGUUAUGAAAAAAAUGCAAGAAGAUAUUGUUGUUAUGAAGGAGAAGUUAGAUACAUCAGAAAAGGAUUUAGACUAUAUGUACCAACAACAAAAUCUGGCCAGGAAAGAAUUAGAUGUAUUAAAUAGGUCUAUAAAAACAAAUAGAGCUGUUAAUGAUGGUUUGGUGUUAAAAGAAGCCAAUGAAUUAACUGAUUAUGAAGAACAGUUAAAACUAACAAAAGAGUUAGAAGAUGAGAAAAUGAAAAGAACCGCAGAAAAGCUCACACUAUUACAGAAACAAGUUCGAGAGUUAGAAUCUGAAUUGAAAGAGAGAAACCAAGAAAAAAAUGAACUGGCUAAAGCACUAGCUAUGUCAUAUGAGGAAUUACAGAAAGCAUGGAAAGUCAAAGCUGAGGAAAACCAAACUCAAGAUGACAAAGAUAGAUCUAUACAUACUUCUUCUCAAGACAAAUGGAAAAAACAGGCUGUUAAAGAACAACAAGAACAAGAACAGGACUAUUUAAGGUACCAGUUACGACAGCAGAUGCUACGAUAUGCCGAUUCAAUGGAGAAAACUCGUCUUGAAUCUGAAGUAACUGUGAAUGGAUUAAAACGGAAACUGAAUAAUUUACAAGAAGUGCUCUUCAAUUCAACAGAAUUAGAUGAUAUUCAGAUAACAGAAAGAACAACAAAGUCAGGGUCCUAUAGUCCCUCAAGAUCACCUCGUUUGAUGGCAAGAAGAUUACCUAUUCAGUGUGAUGAUAAGCAGGCACCUCAACCACCUGAGUAUUAUGAUCAAUAUCUACAAGAAAUACAUUACUGAUAGGCGGUAGAUAAUUAUGGAUCCAAUGGUACCAAAGAUAAACAACAAGUUCAUCUAGUUCUACUUGCUCUACUACAUGUGCCGAAGAGAAAAAAACACAACCAUCAACAGACUAGUAUAAAAAUCAUUAAAUGUUAUUUGUUAACUAAAACAAGUUGCAAAUACAUUGAAAUUAGUUUAGGUUUUUGUUACUAUACACACAUAAUAUAUAAUCAGGGCAUAGUUAAAUAUAUAGACUGAACAUAAAAUUGAACCAAUUGGGACCAACUGAAAUAAUCCAUUCCAAUAAACCAUUAUUUGUUUAAAAUCAAUUAUUUCACAAAAUACGGUAGUUUUUGGCAUCAGUGUUUAGGUUGAAGAGUAGGGUCAGGGCUCACGCUCACACUGUCGGUCGCCAAAGUCGCAAGUUGCUUUAACAAUAUGAAAGUAGCGAUUAAAAUUUGAUUUUGGCAAUAACGUUUUACGGUACUGGCAGAAAAAAAUCUUAAAAUUAUAAUCGUAUUUAUCCUGGAUUUACCAUUACAUUGAGUGUCAAUCACGUGGCGGAAUACUAUAAAUUAAUCAACUGGCUGAAAAUCCUGAUUGCGUCAAUGUGUAAUACUAGUCUGUUGUCUUGAAUUAUUGAUUAGUUGAUUAAUAAUUGCCAAUGAUGUAUAUAAAGCCUAUGAUGUAUAUAAAGCCUAUCUCGUCAUUAUUUACUCCUAAUGGUUAAUCCAAGCGGUGAUUAUUCGUCUGUAAGAGAAAAAAAAUAUUUUGAUAGUUGAAUUCUGUUUACUGUGGCUUCAUACGACAGGUAAAAUAUACAAGCAUGCCUGUCGGAUAUUAUUAUUUUAAAUUAUAUUAUCAUCACAGGUCGGAAACGUAAGAACGAGUUGAAUAGCGAUGAUUCUUGAGCGAGAGAACAGUUCGCCAUUUGUAUCAUAUUACUGUAUCCAAAAUGCUCUAAAAGUGAAUGACGAGUAUAAUUGUAAGCAUCUUAUAUCAUUCUAUCAGGGAUUCAGAUUCUGAUACCUUUACGGUACCUUAAAACAUCAAUAUGCAUAUUGUACACGCAAAACAUAAAUUUAUAGAAAAUUGCCAAUCCAUGGAUGGGAUUUGACAUGUAAAUACUGAAAAUAUAUUAUGUAGUAUGGUGUGCAAAUAAACUUAAGUCACCAAAAUUAAAAUCUAAUCUUAGUAAAUCAAAACUGUGCUAAUGUAUUAUGUAAAGGCAAAUUUUUUAAGUUGAUGUAUAUUGUAAUGUAUUAUUAUACAUCGGUAAUUGUUUUAGAAUAGGCCUAUCUGAGACAUAAAAUUGUUACAUGUUGUCUAUUUUUAGCACAGUUUUGAAAGAUAAAAUAUUACUGUUGGUGAAAAAAAAAAAUAUAAACAUAUUUUUAUAUAGAAAUUAUCAUCCAUUUUGGCGGGAAAAAAAUUGAAAGCCAGUGUGAGCGCUGAGAAGGGUUAUAAACAUUGAAUAACUAAUGUUAAAUUAUUUUCUAUAUAUUUAUCAGUUGUAUUAAUUAUCAUGUUGUAUUGUUAUUUUCCUGUCUCAAAUGUUCAAAGUAUUAUUUGUCUGCUAAUCUUGUAUGUUUGAACUAUUAUUUUGGAGUAUUUUAAAGGUAAAGUCCCAGUUUUCCUAUACAAAUAAGGCACUUAAAAUGUAACAAAUUGGCCUGUUACCUUGUAAAGAAUUUACCUAUUUACCUUGUUUGAAAGUUUUGCAUUCAAAAUAUUAAAUUGUUCCGAAAUGAUUUGCAAAACAAGUUAGGUUUUUCAUCUCCAGUAUUUUGUAGGGAAACCUGACAACACUGGCUAUGAAAUACAGUGUGGACUGUAAACUAUUGGAAGAGUUGAUUAAAAUGCAGCAAUAACCUACAAUUUCUAAUACCACUGUUAUGCUGGAAAACAACAAAAAUAUGAAUGAAAUGGGGUUUAAUGUCCUACUGUUCUGCUCCAAAUGGGCUAAUGACGUUGGGCAUACACCAUGCUAUGAGGGAAAUUUUGCCUGGACAGCGGCACUACGGCCUACUGUUAUAUUGAAUUCCACAUGCCAAGGGUUCUUUUACAUGCACGCCAAUGUGUACACAGGAAAACACCAAAAAAGUUGGUAGUAUAGGGAGAAGUUGCCAUUGUACACACGCGUCAGAGACAUAUCCAGGUAUAUCCAAAUUGAUUAUAGCCAAGAAGCUAGUCUCCAACUACCCUGUAUGUUUGUAUUUCUUUGAAAAUGUAUUACAGAUUUUUGAAUCAUUGCUUGGGAUUAGAACGAAGAGUUCUAAGAUCCUUCCACACAGUAUCAACCAGUUUUAUCACUAAAUUAUGUCAGGAAUUUCUCCUUUAACUACCAUAAUACAUGUGUUGAGGACAGAGGCUUUUACCUUUACAAAAAUUGUUAUUUAUGUUUACGUUAUAAGCUUAUCCUUUAUAAUCUGUUUUCAGUUAAUUUUAACAUUUAUAUUUUAGAUGUAUAUUUCCAUUAUUAAUGAUAUUUCCUCAUCUGUGAUAUUUUUCUCUUUGCUAUACUCUAUAUUUAUAUUUACUUGCAUAUUAAAAUUGUAUUGAAAAUUG
Patella vulgata (common limpet) is the source of this 9610-nucleotide messenger RNA. RefSeq names its product centriolin. The transcript has 44 exons. Gene Ontology annotation, molecular function: protein binding. Bases 110 to 7060 code for a protein of 2316 amino acids. The record is from RefSeq and is a predicted model, not a curated record. NCBI's taxonomy places the organism in Eukaryota, Metazoa, Mollusca, Gastropoda, Patellidae.